Molecule: messenger RNA, 782 nt
Organism: Ahaetulla prasina
Lineage: Eukaryota; Metazoa; Chordata; Lepidosauria; Squamata; Colubridae
Gene: YAE1
Product: YAE1 maturation factor of ABCE1
Exons: 4
Coding region: 114-749 (211 amino acids)
Source: RefSeq, a predicted model, not a curated record
CGCUUCUCGCUGCUUCUUCUGUGACUCCGGAAGCAAUAGGGACUUUGGGUUGUUGUCUGGCAAGAGGCAAGAAGGGAAGCGGAAGACUGAUUAAGCGGUUGCGGACAAGCAAAAUGUCAUGGCUACAGUCUGCAGUUAGCCAGUGCGGUGAAGAUGUAUUUGAUGAAAAUGCAGAUGAGAUGGACCUAGCCCAGAAAGAAUGGAAGAGUGCAAUGGAGAAACGAGUCAAGGAGGGCUAUAGGGAAGGUGUUGAUGCUGGGAAAGGGGUAACACUUCAACAAGGCUUCAAUCAGGGUUACAAAGAAGCAAUAAGGAUGAUGUUUGAAUGUAGCCAGCUCAAAGGAACCAUAAGUGCUCUACUGUCUUGGUAUCAUCACAAUAAACACAGCCCUGCGACGCUGAAUGAGAUGACUGAUCUGCUGAAUCAAUUAAGAACAUACGAAGAAAAUAUGCUUAAGAAUUUAAAUUGUAUAAACUCACAACCCAGUGUUGGAGAUUUGCUACAUACUCUUAAUGACAUGGAUCUUGAUCAUGAAUGCUGUGCUGUUGAACAACAUAGUAGAACCUGUGCUGAGCUUCCUAAAAACAGUUGCAGAAAUAAUGGAACAGAUUCAUUUCAAAAUGAAUAUUGUGGCAGGACAGAAGAUCACAAAGGUUCUGAAAGAACAACCUUUUAUUGGCUUAAAGAAAGAACUGCCAGUAUCAUGGAACAGUUUGGUUUGUCUCCAGAUACAGUUAAACGUAUCUAGCUCUUGGCAAAAUAAAUGUGUUGCUUUAAAUUA